GUGAGUGGCUGCAGGUAGUUUUCUCGCACUGUGAUGCUCUCCGCUGCAUAGGACCCUUCCUCACGUGCCGUGGGGUUACCCACCUCCCCGGAGACGGUCACCAUGAAGUUCAAUCCCUUCGUGACCUCGGACCGUAGCAAAAACCGCAAACGCCACUUCAACGCCCCCUCGCACGUGCGCAGGAAGAUCAUGUCGUCCCCGCUCUCCAAGGAGCUGCGGCAGAAGUACAACGUCCGCUCCAUGCCCAUCCGCAAGGACGACGAGGUCCAGGUGGUUCGAGGACACUACAAAGGCCAGCAGAUCGGCAAGGUGGUCCAGGUGUACAGAAAGAAGUACGUCAUCUACAUCGAGCGGGUGCAGCGUGAGAAGGCUAAUGGCACGACUGUGCACGUGGGCAUCCACCCCAGCAAGGUGGUUAUCACCAGGCUAAAGCUGGACAAAGAUCGGAAAAAGAUUCUUGAACGCAAAGCCAAAUCUCGACAGGUUGGAAAAGAGAAGGGCAAAUACAAGGAAGAACUGAUCGAGAAAAUGCAGGAGUAAGCGCAACCUGGCGUGCAGCCACGUCCCGCUGUCGACUUCUAGCCCGGGGCGUACUCCUUCGAAACUUCUCGAGACGUCUCCGAACAGUUUGUCCCCUUCCCGUUUCGUUAUUGGAUAUGUGCCUCUGGAAAUCUGUUGUUGCUGUUUUGAAUAAUUUUAUGAAUAAAAAUUGGAACUGUUUCUUCAUUCCAAAUGGAGUUGGCACUGUUUUGUGGAUAAAAUCCAUCUUAUUAUCA
Molecule: messenger RNA, 776 nt
Organism: Phyllostomus discolor (pale spear-nosed bat)
Lineage: Eukaryota; Metazoa; Chordata; Mammalia; Chiroptera; Phyllostomidae
Gene: RPL26L1
Product: ribosomal protein L26 like 1
Exons: 4
Coding region: 103-540 (145 amino acids)
Biological process (GO): cytoplasmic translation; ribosomal large subunit biogenesis
Cellular component (GO): cytosolic large ribosomal subunit; ribosome
Molecular function (GO): RNA binding; structural constituent of ribosome
Source: RefSeq, a predicted model, not a curated record